This is a messenger RNA of Lactuca sativa (garden lettuce), 617 nucleotides long. RefSeq names its product putative histone H2B.1. Gene Ontology annotation, molecular function: protein heterodimerization activity; DNA binding; structural constituent of chromatin. Gene Ontology annotation, cellular component: nucleosome. The record is from RefSeq and is a predicted model, not a curated record. NCBI's taxonomy places the organism in Eukaryota, Viridiplantae, Streptophyta, Magnoliopsida, Asterales, Asteraceae.
UUCUCACACACACAAUAAUCUCUUUCUCUCCCUACAAAAUCAAUCUCUUUCUAAAAAACUCAAAUCCAUUCAAUGGCGCCAAAAGCAGAGAAGAAGCCAGCUGAAAAGAAGCCCGCGGAGGAAAAGAAAGCCGCCGUCGCUGAAAAAGCCCCUGCCGAGAAAAAGCCAAAGGCUGGGAAGAAGCUUCCCAAGGAAGCCGGCGCCGGUGCCGCUGAUAAGAAGAAGAAGAGAAGCAAGAAGAACGUGGAGACGUACAAGAUCUACAUCUUUAAGGUUUUAAAGCAAGUUCAUCCUGAUAUCGGGAUCUCAAGCAAGGCCAUGGGGAUUAUGAAUUCCUUCAUUAACGACAUCUUCGAGAAGCUUGCUUCAGAAUCAUCGAAGCUUGCGAGGUACAACAAGAAGCCGACGAUUACAUCAAGGGAGAUUCAGACGGCGGUCAGAUUGGUUUUGCCAGGGGAGUUGGCAAAGCAUGCUGUAUCGGAAGGGACGAAGGCUGUGACAAAAUUUACCAGUUCUUAGAUUUGGGGUUUAGGGUUUAUGUUGAUGUUGGUUUAUUGUAAAUUUAUUAUCUUUCUCGAUGAAUUAUAUGGGUAUCAAAUGAAAUUGAGUUGGUGAUA